AUGGCUGCUCAUCCUCCUACUCUUCUCGAUCGUGCGUAUGGUGUGAAUAACAUCAAAUCGCACAUCCCUAUCAUCUUGGAUAACAAUGAUCACAACUACGAUGCCUGGCGGGAGCUUCUUCUCACGCACUGUCAAAGCUUCGAAGUUGCGGGUCAUCUUGACGGCACCCUUCUUCCGACUGAUGACAAUGAUCAGCUAUGGAUCAAACGUGACGGCUUAGUCAAGUUAUGGCUUUACGGAACCAUUUCCAAGGAACUCUUCCGUAGUGUGUUCAAAACUGGAGGAACAUCUAGGGAGAUCUGGACUCGCAUUGAGAAUUACUUCAGAGACAACAAGGAAGCACGGGACAUUCGACUUGAUCAUGAACUUCGCAACAAAACGAUCGGUGACCUGACCAUUCAUACUUACUGUCAGGACCUCAAGUCUAUCUCAGAAUUGCUGGCGAAUGUAGAGUCCCCAGUCUCCGAAAGAACGCUCGUCACCUACAUGAUCAAUGGCUUGAGUGCUAAGUUUGACAACAUUAUCAACGUCAUAAUGCAUCGUCAGCCUUUCCCUACCUUCGAGCAAGCACGGUCCAUGCUCAUCUUGGAAGAAGAACGACUCAACAAAGGCGACAAGUCGCCACUGGUGAAGGACUCACCAUCCUCAGACAAAGUCCUGAAUGUCUCAGCUACGUCUCAGCCUGCAGCCACAACUCAACAACCACAACAGCAGCAGCGCUUUUACAACAACAGAGGAUCCAAGCGCAACAACAGAGGUCGUGGGCGCAACUACAACAACAACCAACGACCAAUGUAUAACCAGUGGGGCGUACCGUUUUGGCCAAAUGCUUAUUCCUUUUGGGGAAAUCAACAACAGGCUCCAUGGGGACAACAACAGUUCAACAACCAGGGCAUUCUUGGCCCUCGCCCCAAUCAACAGGCUCAUCAAGUUCAGACUCAAGGCCAGUUUCCGAGUGCUGCUCCCUUUUGUCCCAACAACGGACUUUGCAUCAGCGUUAAACACUAUGACGCUAAUGGAUCCUACUGA
Messenger RNA from Brassica oleracea var. oleracea, 1029 nucleotides. RefSeq lists its product as uncharacterized. The record is from RefSeq and is a predicted model, not a curated record. The transcript has a single exon. NCBI's taxonomy places the organism in Eukaryota, Viridiplantae, Streptophyta, Magnoliopsida, Brassicales, Brassicaceae. Bases 1 to 1029 code for a protein of 342 amino acids.